Molecule: messenger RNA, 1479 nt
Organism: Rhodotorula graminis WP1
Lineage: Eukaryota; Fungi; Basidiomycota; Microbotryomycetes; Sporidiobolales; Sporidiobolaceae
Exons: 4
Coding region: 162-1382 (406 amino acids)
Biological process (GO): macroautophagy; multivesicular body membrane disassembly; neutral lipid catabolic process
Molecular function (GO): glycerophospholipase activity
Source: RefSeq, a predicted model, not a curated record
CGCCCCUCGACCUUGCCGCGCUCUCGGUCCCCGACCGCCCUCUCGGCCUGUACCCGCCCACCCAGCACCUCAAGCACCGCCGCGUCCGCGCCCAGCGGCCCUCGAGCCAGGCCGCCUUCCACGCCGCACGCCGCGCGAGCUUCAACACCCCGCUGCGCGCUAUGCAGCUCGGCCGCCUUCCGACCGAGCGCGAGCUGGACGACGCCCUCCUCGCCGGCACCCUCGAGUGGGACGACGUCGACAUCGAGGCCCCCGACACGUCCGACGUCGAGACGCUCGCCGCCUUUGGCCGCAUGACGAGCAACGCCUACACGCUCCCGGACCGCGAGGGCUGGUACGACAUCGGCGACGGCUGGAACGUCAGCGACUCGUUCGGCUGGCAGGAGGACGGCCUGCGCGGCCACGUCUUUGCCGACGAGCACAACUCGACCGUCGUCCUCGCCCUCAAGGGCACGAGCGCCCUCAUCGUCGGAGGAGGCGGCGGGACCGCCAAGAACGACAAGACGAAUGACAACCUCCUCUUCUCGUGCUGCUGCGCGCGCGUCGACUGGUCGUGGUCGACCGUGUGCGACUGCUACGACGGGUCGUACAAGUGCCGCCAGGACUGCCUCGAGGAGGCCGUCAUCACCAAGAGCGCCUACUACCCGGUCGCGACGGACCUGUACAACAACGUGAGCGCCAUGUACCCGCACGCCCAGGUGUGGCUGGCCGGCCACUCGCUCGGCGGCGCAUUGGCGGCCAUGCUCUCGAGGACGUACGGCGUGCCGUCCGUCUCGUUCGAGUCGCCCGGCGACCUCCUUCCUGCCCGACGGCUACACCUUCCCCUCCCGCCCAUCAACAACCCCAACUCGUCCGCGCCCACCUCGCUCUCGUUCGGCUCGUCGUCAUCGUCGUUCCAGGCGCCGCGCUCGCACCGGUCCCUCGACGACGAGCUCACGACGCACGUCUUCCACACGGCCGACCCGAUCCCGCAAGGCCUGUGCACGGGCACCAUCUCGACGUGCGGCAUCGCCGGGUUCGCGCUCGAGAGCCGGUGCCACACGGGCAAGACGAUCCGGUACGACACGGUCGGCCGCCUCGGGUGGAGCGUCGACAUCCGCACGCACCCGAUCCACGUCGUCGUCGAGCAGCUCCUCAAGGACGACUGGGGCGUCAAGCCGCCCGAGGCGCUGGGCUCGAGCGCGCCGUCGUCGAGUGCGGGCUGGUUCGGGUGGUGGCCUGGGCGAGGCAAGAAGGAGGGCGAGGGCAAGGGCGAGGACGGCGAGGAGGGACGAGGGGACAAGAAGGAGCCCGACGACGGGCAGAACGGCGGCAAGGGCGUGCCGCAGGCCUUCUUCGAGGACGACGACUGUUCCGACUGCCGGCGGUGGGCCUACGUUUGAGCCUCUUCCCUGUACUUGUGCCCCUCUCGUACAUAGUCCCCUCCUCGCACUGUCUCCCUGUCGUUCUCGUAGCUAGAUAGCCAACGCUUCUCUCUCC